AUGAGCGAAACAAAAAAUUUUCAAGUUCCUUCUCCCAUGCCAGAGAAGCUUUAUAAGGUAAUAGAGGGGGUUUUUUUGUCGAAAGCGCUUUUUGCAGCAUGUGAAUUUGGAAUCUUCGACAAACUGCUCUCCGCAUCCUCACCACAAUCGGCCGACGAAAUAACAAAGGCAUUGUCCUCCGAUCUUGACGCCACUACACGUCUCAUGGACACCCUUGUGGCAAUGGAAUUGCUAGAAAAAUCUAAACAGGGUGACCAGUGGUUGUACAGUAAUUCUGAAAUGGCCACUAAAUUUCUCACCAAAGACAGUCCAGAUUCGUAUCUAGAUAUGAUCGCAAUGAGGAACAAAACGACAUAUCCUAUGUUUGGAAAUUUAGAAACCGCAGUUCUUGAAGGAACUACGCAGUGGAAGAAGACGUUUGGAAUUUCUGCAGAAGACUGGUUUCCCAAUGUUUGUGACACCGAAGAAGCCAAAUUACGGUUCAUGGGGGCCAUGCAUUGUAAUUCACUCUAUGGAAGCUAUGCUACUGCUAAAGCCAUGGAUCUAAGCGCGUACAGAAGCUGCUGUGAUCUAGGAGGUAAGUAAAGUUUGCCUGUCAGCACUGUGAAAACAAUACUGGUUGAAGAUUAUUCCACCUCUUCUGAACGAGCUACGGUGGCCCAUAUCUGCAAACUCAACAAACAAUUCUUGAAACACAUCAAUAUAUUCCUUUUACAAACACAACACGGUAUUAUCAAGACACAACAAAAGUUUAUGGAAAAAGAGCACAGAGAACCUGCAGAAUACCCUGCCAUUUUAAAGCUAUACCCCCAUAACAGUGGCUACGUGGCUACGUGGCUAGGAGGCCAUCGCGCAGAAUGAGUGGACAUCAUUAGCUAUUCAUGACCGCCGAAGCGGCAAAUUCCAACGCACGAGUAGCCUCCCACGUCAAAACGAAGUAACCUCAAUGGAAUGGCCAGCAAAAUCACCAGAUUUAAAUAUAAAAGAAAAUAUCUGGCUCUACAUGGGGAGAGAGCUACUGACAAAAAUCGCUACCAAAAAUGAUCUUCUGCGUGAAAUCUGGAGCGUGUGGCGGAAAAUCGAAUUGGAUAGGCCACUCGCUCUGAGAGGUUACGUGACCAAUGUAUCCUUUAAACAAUGAGUUGGAAUCUCGCUGAUGCCAAAAAUUGACAGAGCGCGUAAAAAUUAUCUUACACGCGAAAUUUUGAGAGGAAACGCAUUUAAGGGAGAUAUUUUUUGCACUUUGAUUUUUAAACAAAGUAGUAUGAUUUGCCUGAUUGGCCGCCAUGUUGGAGGGCUUACUUUUGCCCUCCAACAUGGCGGCCAAAACUACUUUUUGCUUAUAUCUUGUUAAACGUUUGAUAGUUACGCUCAGAUGUGCUGUAAACUUUACCACAUCAUCUUUACAACAUUUUCCUUGAAGUUUAAGAGCAAAAUUAGUGUUCAGAAAGAGGUAAUUCAUAAUUUUAAAAAUCACAUUUUGCUCACGUGACCAGCUACGAACUUACUUAUUUUAAGAAAAUGGUGCGGGUUUGAAAAAUCAAAUCACUAUUAUUUUGUUUAAGAUAUGACCCUCUAAUCGUUUUUCGAAGGCAAAAUCAUAUAACUUUCAUUUUCAUAAAAACGAUGUCACAUAACCUCUUAGUGCAAAUUGCCUAUUAUGUAAGAAACCUUUACCAGUCCAAACCUGACCGUCUAAACAAUGUAAUUCAAAUGAAGGGUCAUCUCACUAAAUAUUAAGAUGAUUUUAAAGUUAGUUUUGCCGAAAACGGUGUUAAAACUAGCGCGCGUAAAAUGUAAACAAACGCUGCCAUAUUGAAAGUGACGUAUACUUAAUUAUGUCUCUCGACUAGCACGACUUGGUCGUAGGGGUUUGCAUCAAAUUGUAGGCAAAAUUCAAGACUUCUGUUCAAAUUUCCGUUGAGAAAUUGUGUAAAUUGCUCCUAUUUACCAGAAAAAUAGCCACAAAGGCCUUAACGCGAUAAUUACCGUUUUUAACAUUCCAGGAUGGGGAAAACACGGCAACUUCCCGGAACUUUUCGCUGGGUUUACAAAAAAAUUCUAUAUCCAAGCAAGAUUUUCGGGAAAUUAGUUGUAAAUGUGGUAAACAGCAAACGAUAUUUGACUCUAUUUGCUGAAAUGGAAUUUUCAAAUUCCCUAUUUCUCUCUGCUCUAGGGGCUGUGGGAACUCUCGCCUAUGCUCUCUGUCAGCACUUGGGACUUUACUUCUAUUGUCAAACACUGAACCUCGGUCGGCACUCAAAUCGGGUAGUGAAGGCUGGUAGUCACCUUCGAACGGGUUUAGUUCGGUUACAAAGGAAACGCCAGCCGCUAAAGAAGUUUGCUGAAACUAUACCAAAGGCCGAUUUGUAUGUGCUGUCUCACGUUCUCCACGACUGGUCAGAGGAUAAAGUUGACUUGAUUCUUUCAAACGCCUACAAGUGCUUACCCUCUGGUAAUUUUAGUAGAAAGAAUGUUUUACCGUUCUUUAAGGGAUCCAGCCCGCGAACUGACUGAUCAAGAAGUGCUUUGGUAACAAAAGGCGUUUUGAUCUAGUAUGGAGCCUACACGGUUGACAGUGCAUAUAGAAAUGGCACAUAAGAUUAUUGUAUGACCAAUCAUCUCUCUUGCUAGCCUGAAUUUCAGACGAUUAUUUUAAGUCGUUUUUACUCUCUUAGUUGCUGAGAGAGUAAAAACGACUCGAAGUAAUCGUCUGAAAUUCUGGAUACUCUUUAGCCAUAAAAAGGUAAAAACCUGCUAUUUUUCUUAACUCUUUUACCUUCUAGGUGGAGGACUCCUCAUUUGCGAAAAAAAUUUUAGAUGA
Messenger RNA from Porites evermanni, 2824 nucleotides. The record is from the annotation of a GenBank genome assembly. Lineage: Eukaryota; Metazoa; Cnidaria; Anthozoa; Scleractinia; Poritidae.